AUGCUCAGUGUCAUUCAGAAUUUGGGACAAAUUACUACGAUCGAGCUCCAUAAUGGCCCUACUUUGCUUGAAGACGAAGAUGUUGAAUUCGAGAUAAAAUUGCCUGAAGCACUCAUUUCUCUAGAGGCCGAUGCGGCCGCAAAAGUUUCCAAUCUCAGGGAUAAUUUGGACAAUCUGGAGCUCCUGGACCUCAACUACAGAAUGUUUUCUGAUUGGAUUAUCACCUCUGAUUGGAUUAUAGAGGGUUUGAAGGAUGUCCUCUUCGACUAUGCCAUGCCUCUGGCCGACGAGAACAGAAUGACUUCUUCCAAGGUUUAUAUGCUGCGACUUGGGCAACUUCUGCCAGACGGAGAACUUCCAGAGUUUCUUCAAAAGACUUAUGCGCACAUCUCCCUAUCCAGAUUAUCUAACAAAGGAGCUGAUUCUUUUCGGAAUUUUCUGGAUACUCAGGAGGGCAGACUCAUGUCGGUGGUUGACAAGGCACAUCGUUUGAAGCAUUAUCAUUCUUUACGCAACCUUGUAAGCUCAAAUGUAUUAUCGGAUCGUUAA
Protopolystoma xenopodis is the source of this 549-nucleotide messenger RNA. Lineage: Eukaryota; Metazoa; Platyhelminthes; Monogenea; Polystomatidea; Polystomatidae. The record is from the annotation of a GenBank genome assembly.